AUGGAGAUGACAGCUAAGCUUAUACCCCCUGAAAGUAGCACAAUCACAGCUUCCACAUUUACAUCCACAGUACAUGCACCAAGGCAGAUAAGAACAGCAGUAAUUGACACCCAAAAAUUCCCGAGCUCAGAAAUCACCAAAACGUCAACCCCCUAUCCGCUGACAAUUACAGCAGCUUUGACAUCUAUUACGAGCGUGACGGCGGCUCCGUCUCUGGAAUGCCACCUCUCCAGGAACCAGAUGCUCAAGACAGUGCUGCUUCUGAACACGAGGAGGUUACUGAUGAGCAGUUCCUUCAGGGAAAGUGUGAGGAAAGGACUGAACCAAAUGUUGAGACAAGCCUUCAACCAAAACGUCAGCGCUCAGCUUGAAAUCCUGGAACAAUCAAAUAAUGUAACAGUUGGUUACUAUGUUACACGGGAGAAGCUGGUUUUCAUGCCAGCUGCAGUAAUUGAAAGGCUUGUUGCUUAUGGUAUUAGCAAUGCCACAGCAGACAUAAAGCAGCACGUCCCAAGUCUUCAGUCUGUUGCUGUCCUGGCCUUACCAUGGAAUCCCCUACCUGCAUACCACUUCCAGCUGAAAACAGAGCUGCAGUUUGUAGGACAAACAGACAAUAUUCAGUCAUGCAAAUUUGUUCAGACCAUGGAGCAGCGAUUACAGAGAGCGUUUCAGGAUGCUGAAAGAAAGGUCUUAAAUACCAGCAACAACUUAACGGUUCAGAUUUUGAAUGCUUCCAAUGUCUCCCAAGCUGUCACUCUGUUUUAUGUAGUCAGCAAUCAAAGUACGACUCUAAAUGGUACCAUUUCCAGCAACCUUCUUAACCAGCUGUCGGCUGAACUGGUGGGAUUCUAUCUAACCUACCCGCCCCUCACCAUUGCAGAAUCUCUGGAGUAUCCAAAUCUUGAUGUCUCUGAGUCAACUAGAGACUACUGGGUGAUCACAGUUAUACAAGGGGUGGAUAUUUCGCUGCUGGGACUGAACAACCAGAGCUUUGCAAGAUUAAUGGAGCAGCGCCUGGCCCCGCUGUUCAUGAUGUCCCAUCAACAAGGAAGGCGCUUUAGACGCGCCACUACUGUGGGCAGCUACACUGUGCAGAUGGUAAAAAUCCAGCGUAUUCCUGGACCCAAAGAGCCAGCUGAACUGACAUACUAUACUCUGUACAACGGGAAGCCUUUGCUGGGUACUGCAGCUGCCAAAAUAUUGAGUACUGUUGACUCACAGCGAAUGGCCUUGACACUAGGUUAUGUCAUUCAAGUUCAAGCCGAUCCUGUUGUGAAAAACCCACCCAACAACCUGUGGAUCAUUGCUGCAGUGCUUGCUCCCAUUGCUGUGGUUACAGUUAUCAUCAUUAUCAUUACGGCAGUUCUGUGCCGAAAAAACAAGAAUGACUUCAAACCUGAUACCAUGAUGAACCUGCCUCAGAGAGCUAAGCCAGUGCAAGGCUUUGACUAUGCCAAGCAACAUUUAGGUCAGCAGGGAGCUGAAGAUGAGGUUUUACCUGUAACUCAAGAAACUGUCGUACUUCCACUUCCAGUUAGAGAUGCUCCUGCCUCCCAGGAGAGAGAAAUCACUCAAGAUGGGAGCACCAUUAAAACUGCCCAGUCCAACGAAACAAGGAAAAGCCGGUCGCCGAGCCAGGACGGCUCCGUGGACACCAGCGCGUCAGGAAAGCCCAGCUCCGGCCGCAGCUCCCCGCAGAAAGUAGCGGCCCAGCAAAAAGCCACCAAAGACGAAGGCAGGAAAAGAAAUGUGGCCGUAAGCGAUGAUGAGGAAGGAGGCAUUCUCUUUGAUAACAUUGCCAAAUCCACUAUUGAUCCCUUCGACACCUCUUCUGGAUCUGUACAGCUGAUAGCUAUCAAACCUGUGCCGCUGCCUGCAGUUCAUGCUGCAUCAGAGAGAAGCCAGGAGUCUGCCAUCAUUAACGGAGAGGUGAACAAAGCUUUGAAGCAGAAGUCUGAUAUAGAACAUUACCGCAACAAGCUGCGCCUGAAAGCCAAGAGGAAGGGAUACUAUGAUUUCCCCCAGGCUGAUAACAAUAAGGGGCUGACAGACAGAAAAAGGAUGUAUGAAAAAAACCCCAAAGAAAUUGACCACAUUUUGGAUCCAGAUACAGAUAUAUCUUCAUUUGCUGAACCUAAAAACAGGCAACAGAUGAAGAACUCUGUAUACAGAAGCAGGCAGUCUUUGAACAGCCCUAGCCCAGGAGAAACUGAGAUGGAUCUUCUAGUCACCCGAGAGAGACCUAGACGUGGAAUCCGUAACAGCGGAUAUGAUACCGAGCCUGAAAUCAUAGAAGAAACCAACGUGGACCGCGUUUGCAGCCUGGCGCCGGCGGGCCACGGCGGGCAGAGCCGGCAGGACGCGUACGGCUCCGCGCCGCACCUGCCCUACUCCGAGGUCGUGACGAGCGCGCCUGGCACCAUGACCCGGCCCAGGGCAGGCGUGCAGUGGGUGCCCACGUACAGGCCCGAGAUGUACCAGUACAGCCUGCCCCGCCCGGCUUACAGGUUUUCUCAGCUUCCUGAGAUGGUGAUGGGUUCUCCUCCACCCCCUGUCCCUCCCAGAACAGGUCCUGUGGCUGUUGCCUCUCUCAGGAGGUCUACAUCGGAUAUUGGCAGCAAAGUGAGAAUACCUGAGUCCAGUGGGGUAGAUCAGGCCCAGCAUCAUGAUCAGGCAUCUUUUGCCCCUGGUUCAAGAGCUCCAGUGUCUGUUGGUCCACUUGAUCAGUCAGCCUUUCACUCAGGAAACACAGUGCCAGCAGUGUUUGCCAUCCCUGCAGCAAACCGACCUGGCUUUACAGGCUAUUUUAUCCCCACACCUCCCGCAGCGUACAGGAACCAAGCCUGGGUGCCCUACGCUGGAGAGAACGAAUUGCCGGGGCAGUGGGCAGACUCGGUUCCCCUGCCCGGCUACAUCGAGGCCUACCCGCGGCCCCGCUACCAGCACGGCUCUCCGGCGCGGCUGCCGCGCCAGUACAGCCCCUCGGCAGCCCUGCACCCCAGCCUGGAGCACGCGCCGCUGCCCUCCGCCGCCGCCUCCCAGCAGAGCUUGGCGGAGCACGACCCUGCCGAGGCUCCUCUCACCAACAUUUCGACAGCUGCGCUGGUGAAGGCAAUAAGAGAGGAGGUUGCUAAGCUGGCCAAGAAGCAAACAGAUAUGUUUGAGUUCCAGGUCUAAUAUCUUU
Messenger RNA from Tinamus guttatus (white-throated tinamou), 3184 nucleotides. NCBI's taxonomy places the organism in Eukaryota, Metazoa, Chordata, Aves, Tinamiformes, Tinamidae. The record is from RefSeq and is a predicted model, not a curated record.